Molecule: messenger RNA, 3429 nt
Organism: Acipenser ruthenus (sterlet)
Lineage: Eukaryota; Metazoa; Chordata; Actinopteri; Acipenseriformes; Acipenseridae
Product: complement component C1q receptor-like
Exons: 2
Coding region: 48-1886 (612 amino acids)
Molecular function (GO): calcium ion binding
Source: RefSeq, a predicted model, not a curated record
ACUUUGAUCCAGAAGACACGGCUGGGAGGAAAUUACCUCACAAGUGCAUGUGUAACAGAUUUCCUGAGAGUAAGGUUUUGCUUUUGGGGAUCAAUGGAGUAGAGGUUUCACAGAUGGAAACUCUGUGCUCUAGCAGUGCCUGCUACACAGUACAUCUCGAGAGGGUUGAUUUUGAAAGGGCUUUGCAGAAUUGCAAAGCUAACGGAGGUAAUUUGGCAACGGUAAAGAACAGUGAAGAGGCUUCAGAGCUGCAGUCACUCCUGUCUAGAAUCAGUGCUGAACAACCAACUGGCGAACUUCAAUUCUGGAUCGGGCUUCAUCUCAGAAAGGGAGACUGUAUUCAUGCCCUUAAACCCUUGAAAGGUUUUACUUGGUUAUCUGUAGAUGAAGUCGCACAGUAUUCUAACUGGAAGGAAGAACCAAUGAUCACAUGCACAGCACAGAGGUGUGUGUCUCUACAAUAUAACCCAUACUCUGUAAACAUUGACAACUUCAAGUGGUCUGAUAGAACAUGCACAAAGGAUGCAGAUGGGUAUCUUUGCAAGUUUAAUUUCAAAGGAAUGUGCAAAACUAUACAUCUUGCGGGACCUGGGGAGGUUCUCUACACAACCCCCUUUGUCACCAGACCCUUAAAUUCCAAUAAUGCAUUUUUAGCCCUGGUUCCCCAUGGCACUUCUGCAAGUGUGGACUGUAAAUAUGAAAAUGAUUUGUACGGUAUCUGCAACAAAAACAAGGACGGGUCAUUUGGCUGGACGAUGUCUGGCCCAUUUUGCGACUCUCACAAAUUGGGCUGCAGCUUCAGAAACGGUGGAUGCGAUCACGUCUGCGUUGACGAAGGUGCUGGAAGGCAUCGCUGUGAAUGCAAUGAUGGGUACCAGCUCGAGGAAGAUGAACUGUCCUGUAUAAUCAGGGAUUACUGCCAACCUUUACUGUGCGAAUACCAGUGUAUUGCACAUUUUAAAGGAUUUGAAUGCAAAUGUCCUUCUGGGUUUGAACUCACUGACAACCAAAAGAACUGCACUGACAUUGACGAAUGUUUAAACAAACCCUGUGAUCAGCUGUGUGUUAACACAGCUGGGAGUUUCAUCUGCCAGUGCACACAAGGAUAUGAAUUAGUAAACGGGAGGUGUCAUGAUGUAGAUGAGUGCAUUCAGUCUGCUUGCUCUCAGGGCUGCCUAAACUCACCUGGUUCAUUCGCCUGCUACUGUACUGAGGGAUACAUCUUGGCAGAGAAUGGACAAUUCUGUGUUGAUAUUGAUGAGUGUCAAGGUCAUAUUAACCCUUGUGAAGAGAUUUGCACAAACACUCCUGGUAGCUUUAAGUGUUCCUGCAAGGAAAAAUUCAUAAUGGCAUCAGAUGAAGUCUCCUGCAUUCCAGAACAGAAUCUGGACACGACAAUAGCAGCUGAAGGAACGAAUAGACCUGUGAACAUACCUAAUAAUAAGGAUAAUCUCACAAAGGUGACUCUAGCGCCAGCAUUUACUUCUGAUGGUAUUUCAAGCUCAGAAAGAAACAAAAUUCAACUAACACGUACAACAGAUCAACAUUGGCACAUCCCCACAACCGCAACAGUUAAAAACUAUCCUCCUAAUGAAGACCACCAUGACUUAUCCAGUGAGUCUGGGAAUCAAGGGCAUCUGUUUAAUGGUGCUGACAAAUCAUUGGUGCUGGCUUCUGUUCUGGGGUUCGUUGCUAUCUUAUUACUUUUAAUUGCUGCCGUCACCUCCUUGGUACUAUGCCGUCGCAAAGUACUUAGAAAAAAUGCAAAUAAGCGAAAAACUGCCAUGAACAACUACUGCUGGAUGCCAUCUGGAAAUAAAACAAAAGUCAAACGGACUAAGGACUGCAUUAAUGUCGAACUUCACAACACCAAAGAAAAUGUAUAAUAGUUUAGGUACUAAGAGAGUAGUUUUAAAAGAAGCCUAUAUACUGUAGCCUACCGGUAAUUAUUAUUACAUUGGAUUGGCAAAAUGCCCACAAAGCAUAUGCAAUAGCCUACUGCUAAAUUGUACUGCAGUAACAUGUUAAAGCCUUUGUUCAUUCAAAAUAUAGUACUGCACUGCAAAAAAAAAAAAAAACUUGUGUUACAGUCAAAGCAAAAAAAUUAAAAAUAACAAUGUAGACUUGUCGACUAUUUUAUUUAUCUUUUGUUGAGAAAACAUCUUUUCAAUUUAAGUCUUCUUAAUUAGACAUUGAAUCCCCUAAUUUGUUGCGGUAACCGUGUAAUAUUUAUUUUUAAAGGGUAUUGUCAAAGGGUUGUGUGAUCUGUUUUAAAGAAUUGAAAAGUGUGUUAAAGCAGAUUCCUUUUGAAAACCAAAGCCUAAUUGUAGUGCUUUGGUGAUCUAUUACUUUGUCAAUUUGAAAGCUGUAAUUUAUUUCUGAUACACUGGCUUUUGUAGCUGAAAUACUAAACCAAUUUGUGCAAAUCAGGAUCUAUGAAGCCAGACCUAUACAUGACAUUUGUAAAUGCUGAAAUAAUUGUGGUUACAUCAAACUUCUUCUUAUUUCCUGAUUCUUAUUGGUAUGAACAUGUUCUUAUUGGUAUGCCUAUUUUUCUUAUUUCAAUGUUUUAAUUAUAAAAUAUAAGACAUUAUCCUGCCUUUGUGGGUUUGGUUAAAAAUAGCUCCCAUGUGCAAUUACUGAACUUGGUAAACAGGACACUGGCGUUGAAAGCUAUAGUGGACCUUAACAAUCAAUUUACAAACGACGGUAAUGAAGACAAAAGAGCCAUGUGUUACUGCAUAUGCCUACUCUAAGUAAGAGGAAAUGUGUACUGUGUACCUUGGACAAAAUGUACAUUGGCAUACUGUAUAGAAUGAUAUGGUUCCUUGAGGAUUUCUCUCAAGAAAUGUACAUUAUAUAACAAAAUUAACCGAGCACCUCAAUUUAUAGUGUAGAACCCCUUUAUUGGUCCAAUAACGUUGUUGGUUACAUUAACAGCAUUUAAAGAGCCAUUUGGUACAAGUAUGCAAUAUAACAAUUAUUGUAAGUAAUAUAUUCUUGUUGAGUCACUUCAAAUAUAAUUUGCUGUUUCAAUCAUCACAUCCUGGUGACUUUUUAAAACUCUGUGGCCUCAAACAUGUCUUAUCUCCAAAUUCAGCUGGUUUUGUCAUUAACUCGUCCCUGCAAAACUCUGCCCCAAGUGUAAGUAAGAAAUACAUGAGUAAGAAAAACCACGUAGAACAAAUGGUGUUUAUUACAUCCGCUGGAGGUGCUGGUAGUGUUGCAUUGCUAUAGAUUACUGGUUUUGUUAUACUCUGGUAUUCCAUCUGAACUUAGAGAGAAGACAUGACCAUUUCUUAGCACAUUGAUAAAAAGAUCUAGUAAUAAAAGAUAUGCCUCAAAAAGUAUGAAAAUGAUUUUAAGAGGUAUUCUAACUAAGCCUAAUCUUACUUCUUAUUACCCCUGCUGGAUACAUAUGCAAUGGGG